Molecule: messenger RNA, 1386 nt
Organism: Rotaria sp. Silwood2
Lineage: Eukaryota; Metazoa; Rotifera; Eurotatoria; Philodinida; Philodinidae
Source: the annotation of a GenBank genome assembly
AUGCAUACAGUUACUUCACAUGAUGAAAAUAAAUAUUUUCAUCGAGAAGGAACUAUAACAUUUCAUUCGAACGAAAACGCUCAAGUAUCUACUAUAACUUAUUCAACAAUGGAACAAUCUUAUGGUUAUUCUCAAUUAUCAAAUCAUAAUGAUGCUCAAUCAUUUAAUGUUGAUGGAGAAUAUCAAUAUUCAGAAUCAUAUCAAACAACAGCUAUUGAUCUUCAAACAAUACCUAAUAAUUAUAAUGAAGAUUAUAAUUAUCAUCAUACAAAUACUAAUGAAAGUAUUCAAAGUUGGGAACAAUUAUUAGGUGAAUCACCACGAAUAGAUCAUUCAUAUCAAAAUAUAUCACAAUUAGAUUCAACUAAUAAUAAAACAGUAAAUCUUGAAAUACAACAAAAAGAUGAUGCAUAUCAAUAUAAUAAAGAUUUAUCAUUUGAAGAAAUCAAUUCUGAUAUUGAUUAUGAAACAAUUAUUCACACAAAACAUUUAUAUAAUGAUCCAAAUCCAGAAAUUAUACGAAAACCUUCCUUGAUCACUCCAGUUGUUUAUAAUCAAAAAAUUCUUGUACGAUUUUUACAACCACCACCAAUACAACAAGGACCUUUAAUCGUUCGUGAAGUUCGACCACCUCAACCUCCACCAUUACCACCUCUUAUUAUUCGUCAACGUGCUGAACCUCCUCGUUCACCAUCACCAAUAAUUCUACGUGAAAAACCUCCACCAAUACCCGAUGUUACAAUUCCACAAGUUGUAACAAAAACUCUUCCUCCUCUUCCACCACCACCACGAUCAGUAAUCAUUGAAAAAAUACCUGCAUUACCAACUAAACCACGUGAUGUUAUCAUUGAACGAUGGAUACCUUAUCAAAAUAUGUCAAAACGUAAAGUUAUUGUUCAACGAGCUGAAGAACCUAAACCAUAUCCUAAACCAAGAAAUAUUAUCAUAAUAUACGAACCAAUACAACCUCGAAUUAUUCGUAAAUUUGAACGAUUAGCCAUUACACCUGAAGAUCCACAUAAGUAUUCAGCAACUUAUGGAGAUUCAUUACUUCAAACGGAACAAUUAUUAGAACAAAUCAAAGAACUUGGUAUUAAUGAAGAUAUUUCUCCACCUCAUGUAUUCAGUAAUGAACAACAACAAACAUCAGUAAAUAUUGAUGAACAAAAUUAUGAUUACAAUGAUUCAUUACAACAACAAAUUUAUAGUGAAAUGAAGAAUAAUAAUUAUGAUGAUGCGAACUAUGAAAGUCUUGUUAAUGGAUCAUUAUCAGUAAUAAAUUAUGAAGAUAAAAAUGAACAACAAAUUGAUCAUAAUAGUCCAUUUUAUUUAACUGCUAGAGAAGAUCUAUCAACUCAUGUUACACAAUAUGGCUUUAACCGUUGA